Molecule: messenger RNA, 951 nt
Organism: Plasmopara halstedii
Lineage: Eukaryota; Oomycota; Peronosporomycetes; Peronosporales; Peronosporaceae
Exons: 7
Coding region: 1-951 (316 amino acids)
Cellular component (GO): nucleus
Source: RefSeq, a predicted model, not a curated record
AUGAAGCGCCGGCGCGAAGAAGCCACACAGCGCAGCAAGCGAUCGCGUCACCAAAAUUUAGCUGAUAGCGAAGACCUUAGCGACGAUGAAGUGGUACCUACAUAUGUUGCUGUAGCAGACGGCUCUAGCGACGACGAAGAGAAUGGAGACAUCAAUGACAACGAGGAAGAUGAUGAGGCGGUCUUAGAUUUUACGCAGACGAACUAUACAGGACCAAUGAGCCAGGAAGAGCUGCUCGUUGGCGAUAUUGAUGACGAAGGAGACAAUAAUAAGGAGCCAAGCAAGCCCAAAGUAUUACAUAAGCUGUCAGAUAAGGCGCUGGAUGUGCUCACAUCCAACUUAGUUCGCUACAUAGUAUACAAGGGCGGCUUGAAACUGCCAUUUAGGUUCUCGGACAUCAGCAAGGAUGUGUUUCCACAAUACAAGAAUGUAUCGAGAUACUUCUUUUACUUCGCGAAGCAUAAGGUUGAACGCGUGUUUGGAUACCGAGUAGUGCACGUGGAUGAUAGGUCAGGCAAAGAGAUGUAUCUAGUGCUAAACAACGCGUCGUCGCAGGAGCACUUGCUGCUCAUGAACAAAACUGGAAAAGCUGCUUCACGUGGAUUCCUCAUGGUGAUCUUGGGCCUUUUGUGGUGCGCCCCUGCGCGACAACUUUCAGAAGAUGAGUUGUGGAAACAAUUAAGUCGCCUGGAUCCAGAGGUGAAACUGAAAGUCCAUCACCCACAGCUAGGAGACAUUUCGCAGCUAUUCAAGACGUUUGAAAGCCAGCUUUACUUAAACGCUACGUCGGAGCUUGAUGCGGAUCUGAAGAAGAUUAAGUAUUAUCAGUAUGGUCCAAGGACGUAUCUAGAAGUCAGCAAGAUUCAGAUUCUUAACUUUGUGUGCAAGUUGAUUACAGGACAGCCUCCGUCUGAGGCGCAGAUUACUGAAGUUCUUGCUGAAGAUACCUAA